Molecule: messenger RNA, 2529 nt
Organism: Dalotia coriaria
Lineage: Eukaryota; Metazoa; Arthropoda; Insecta; Coleoptera; Staphylinidae
Product: baculoviral IAP repeat-containing protein 7-B-like
Exons: 3
Coding region: 548-2089 (513 amino acids)
Biological process (GO): negative regulation of apoptotic process; positive regulation of protein ubiquitination; regulation of cell cycle
Cellular component (GO): cytoplasm; nucleus
Molecular function (GO): ubiquitin protein ligase activity; cysteine-type endopeptidase inhibitor activity involved in apoptotic process
Source: RefSeq, a predicted model, not a curated record
UUAGAAUCAUUCUCGAACGAUGAAGUUCUAUCAUGGUCAAUCCAGCUAAGUAUGGAUGAAAUUGAGAAUUGCUUAAUAAACAAUAAGGACACUCUUGUACGACUUGUUGACGAGAAUGCAGCGUUAAAACGUCAAAUUCAAAUUUUGCAGAAUCAGUUGACAAAUGGAGAAUGGCUGAGCAAAACCUGUAACCUGCUACCAGAACUACAAAAACGCAUCGAAGACAUGAACAAAAAGCAGUAGAAAUAUUGUCGUCAUCAUUGUUAAUAAAUAAUGACUGUUUUGUUAUUAGAACGCAACCACAUAUUCGGUGUGAUUGUUGGAUGUCGCUGGCAACAGCGCUCCAGUCUGUCAAUAAAUCAUUUCCUACUUAAAAAAACUGGAACUAUUUUGAUAAAUUCAUGAUUACUGUGCCAAAUUCGAGUGCCCUUUGCCCGCCGUCCAUCAGGAUACGUGCAAAUCGUGUGCAAAUUGCUGUAAACUACGAAAAAUUCAAUGCGCUCUGCCACGGCUGCCGACCUAACCUCGAAAAGUCAUCAACAAUAACAUGAAUGUGGAAGAAAAUCGGCUACAGACGUUCGCCGACUGGCCUAGCGACGCACAGGUGAACCCCAUACGCAUUGCCAAGGCGGGCUUCUUCUACACUAAGGCGAACAUCACGGUAGAGUGCUUUGCAUGUCACCUAAGAAUAUGGGAAUGGUCAUAUGGUGACCAAGCAAUGGCCAAACACCAACAACUCAGCCCUGAGUGCCCCUUUGUCAAGGAUCCUUCCACUUCAGGCAAUGUUCCAAACAUAUCAAUGCCUACCAACAGUCAAACAAAUGAACCAAGAGAAGAUUUACUGGAUGAGGCUGCAAGACUUCGAACUUUUGCAACUUGGCCUGCAACUAACAUUGUCACACCUGAAAGUCUUGCACGAGCUGGCUUCUUUUACUUAAGACAUAACGACCUUACAAAAUGCGCCUUCUGUGGUGGUAUUGUAGGUACCUGGGAGCCAGGAGAUGAUCCCGACCGAGAACACACCCGCCACUUUCCUGACUGUGCGUUUGUUGUGAGUACGAUAGAACCCCGCCUGGAGGGUAGUUCAUCAGGUUCGAUGCAGGAUCUAGCAAAUAGGAGCAAUUUACCAAAUAUAAAUUUAGUUAGAGACGGAAAUUUGGCGGCGUUGGGAGUAAAUACUCAUAAGGGGCCGAAGAAACCAAAGUACGGCACAAUGGAGGCGCGAUUGACGACAUUUGCGAACUGGCCUAGCGACCUGGUGCAAACACCAGAACAGCUAGCACAGUCAGGCUUUUAUUACGAGGGCUCCGGCGACCAGGUGCGGUGUUUUCACUGCGACGGUGGCUUAAAACAUUGGGAUCCACACGACGAACCAUGGACGGAACAUGCGAGAUGGUUUCCGCACUGCGGAUUUGUGGCCCUGCUCAAAGGACAAGAUUUUAUUACUGCAUGUGCGCCUGAAUUAGAUGCCGCAAGUGUUAAGGAAUUGCAAGCAGCAUCGCGUAGGACGGCUCAACACAGAAAAGAAAUCACAGAGCGAGAUGUCCAGACGCAUAUGCUGUCCGCCCCGGCACGCGCCGCCCUCGACGUCGGCCUGCAGGUGGACCGUGUAAAACAAGCCAUCCGCGAUAAACUAGAACGUACAGGCGCCGGCUUCUCCACCGGCGAUGCGCUCAUUGAAGCCACCUUGAAUCUCCAGCGUGACGAAGAUGAGAACGGCGACGAUCAUAUAUCGCGCAGUGUGACCAAUAUGCUCAACGACGUCAUCUCCAGCCUUAACGAGCCGGGAACCCCGACGAAAUCAACAGCAAAACCUCAAACAUCUAUACCGCAACCGCAGGUUAGAAAAACAUCACCAGAUGGACAGCUGCCGGCGGACGCAAGACCCACCCGCAAAUUAUCCUUAGAAGAAGAGAAUAGAUUAUUGAAAGAGGCGAGGUUGUGUAAAAUUUGUAUGGAUUGCGAGGUGGGGAUUGUUUUUUUACCAUGCGGACACCUUGCCACAUGUAUCAAUUGCGCACCAAAUCUGCAGGAUUGUCCUGUUUGUCGAAGCGCUAUCAAAGCCACAGUCAGGACGUUUCUAUCCUAAUAAUUGUCAGACAAAUCAACUCGAAAAAAGUGUGUUAAAAAUAAAUCGCCGAGGAAAUUCAAUUAGAAACCUAGAUUAAUGGCAAUGAUGAUCUACUAUUGAAGUAGUGUAUGUGUCAAAUAGCCAAAUUUAUCAAAAAAUUGAUAUGAUAGAGUAUUUAAUAUUUGACGGUCAAAUAAUUGUGUUUUUGAUUCUGAUUGAAAUGAAUUCAAAUGAUGAAAUUCUGCAUGUAUUUUAACAUUUACAUCACCUCACUCAUCACUGGGUCAUUUACGGCGUGAUAACAUUCACACUAUCAUUCUAAUUAUUAGAAAUUCUACACCAAGUCCUACAUUAUAUUCUAUGUACAAUUUGUUGCUUAUUGAUUAACUUAUGAGUGUAUACUUUUAUUAUUUAUUAUAGUCUGAUUAAAUAAAAUUGUCAAACUAUGGCUGUAAAAA